AUGGUGACAUCACUAGGAACAUGGCGCACUUUAAAUCGGAGCAUUGACCUAGGCUGGGUCACAGAUGCGAAGUACACGUCUUUGGAGAUCGUCAACACUAAACAAACGUACCACGUAGGGGACAUCCUUGUACUUGAGGUUGUAGCAAGGGACGGCUACAAACGACGUAAGAUGUAUGGCGGUGACUACUUCCGAGCAGUUUUACGAGACAAGUCCCAGACUGCCAGUACAACAGGUACGGUACGGGACCACGGGAACGGUCUGUACACCAUUAGUUUCCUCCUCAGUUUCCCGGGAUGUGUAUUUCCUGCUCUUUAUAGGCCUUUCUGGAACACACCUUUACUUCCUGUCAUCAAUGGCACAAUCAUUGUUUCCGACGUUGAUGAAAACACAACUGUUACUCAAUCACUCCCGUUUUGCCGCCUUGGUGUUCCACAUCAACAACCUGAGGGAUACUGGCUUCAGGACACAUGGCAUUCACUUUCUUGUAAGGUUGGACAGUUUCGCACUCCGGACAUCACAAAAUGCCUAACUAACCGAUCAGUGCACUUCAGAGGCGACUCUACUAUCCGACAAUGGGUCGAGCGCCUAAUAAAGUGGAACAUUGUUGAAAAAGGUCCAGGAAAUGGGCUUAUUGGACCGUACGCUUGCUCCAAUCACAGCACUGGGACCAUAGUCACAUUCAACUUCCACACAGUUCCUAUCCAAACUGUGAGCUGGUUCCCAUUAAACCUUGGUGAAGCCGGCAUUUCCACGGAAGUCAGGAGUAUGGUGGGCGGUCCUAACGUGGUGAUUAUACUAAGCCUGUGUUCACACUUCACGGCCGAACCCAAACGUGUCUACACAUCCCGCAUGUACGACGUUAGGUCCGCUAUACAAGAGCUACACAAGAAGUAUCCUGAAACCAGGGUCAUUGUGAAGACGUGCAACACAAGGAAUCAUCGUCACUACAGGGAACUCGUCCAGAUGUCGGACUGGCUUUCAGUCCAAAUAAACCAGGAAAUGAGAAGCAUUAUGGAGGAUUUAAACAUCACCAUUCUGGACGUGUGGGAUAUGACAGUUAGCCAGCGGUAUCGUCAUGAUAUACAUCCCAAUCAGCGAGUGCAAGACUACCAAUUGGAUAUCCUUAUGUCUCACAUAUGUCCAGAUAUGGUGAAAAAAGGUUAA
This is a messenger RNA of Branchiostoma belcheri (Belcher's lancelet), 1167 nucleotides long. Its product is annotated as NXPE family member 2-like. The record is from RefSeq and is a predicted model, not a curated record. Lineage: Eukaryota; Metazoa; Chordata; Leptocardii; Amphioxiformes; Branchiostomatidae. Bases 1 to 1167 code for a protein of 388 amino acids. The transcript is spliced from 3 exons.